This is a messenger RNA of Xenopus laevis (African clawed frog), 1181 nucleotides long. RefSeq names its product eukaryotic translation initiation factor 1A X-linked S homeolog (gene eif1ax.S). Gene Ontology annotation, biological process: translation; translational initiation. The record is from RefSeq and is marked provisional. Gene Ontology annotation, molecular function: translation initiation factor activity; RNA binding. Lineage: Eukaryota; Metazoa; Chordata; Amphibia; Anura; Pipidae.
UGUGUUACGCACCGGUUUCCUACGCACGCGGCUGUACAGACUGCGUUUUCUCUCUGGCUGCCGCUUUACCGACUUGAAGCACUAGCUGACAUCAGAAUAGUAACGCUUCCUACGCGACAGAAUUAUCCAACUCGUACGGGCGGAGCUCGCUCUCACACUGCGCUAUGCCAAAGAAUAAAGGUAAGGGAGGCAAAAACAGAAGGCGAGGUAAGAAUGAGAAUGAAUCGGAAAAGCGAGAGCUUGUCUUCAAAGAAGAUGGACAAGAAUAUGCCCAAGUAAUCAAGAUGUUGGGAAAUGGCAGACUAGAAGCCAUGUGUUUUGAUGGAGUGAAAAGGUUAUGUCACAUAAGAGGAAAACUACGAAAAAAGGUUUGGAUAAACACAUCAGACAUCAUAUUGGUUGGCUUACGAGACUAUCAAGACAACAAAGCAGACGUUAUUCUAAAAUACAAUGCAGAUGAAGCCAGAAGUCUGAAAGCCUAUGGGGAGCUUCCAGAGCACGCUAAAAUUAAUGAAACGGACACCUUUGGCCCUGGUGAUGAUGAUGAAAUUCAGUUUGAUGACAUUGGAGAUGACGAUGAAGAUAUUGAUGAUAUCUAACGUAAGACCAUUAUUCCAUUCCAAGUUCCAAGGAUUGUUCCGCUAUGUUUUGUUUGGGAUUUUGAGUGCAGUCCUUCUAAAGAGAUUCUCCACUGAAUAAAAUUUAUUUUCACAGUUUUAACGUAUUUAUAUUCAUUGAGCAGAGGUCAAAAAUGCUUGAUCUGGAAAAUCUGAGCGGUAAAAUUAAUUUCCUUACUUGAGCUACACUAUUGUGCUCUGCCCAGUAUAAAACGAUGGGGACGUGCUGCCUUUGAGUUCAUUUCUCUACCUGAGGAAUCCACUACUUCACCGUUGUUUUUAAGUCUCUCGAUCAUGAUUUAAUUUGAUUGGACACUUGUUAGAUUAAGGAGAUGCAGGAUCUUCCAACUGCACAGGCAUUGUUCAUGAUAUUCUGCUGUGUCUGAAACUGUUGCAUUCAUGAUCUCCAUUUUAUACGAGUUCUUAUGCUCGAGAUAUUGCAUCCCCCAUCUUCAUUAUGGUUUUACUUCUGAUAAUUCAGUUUUCAUAUUGUUCUGGGAAGGAACUAUUCAAUUGUGAAAUAUAUACAUGAGGUUUAAGAACUGAAUAAAUCUUUACUCAAUA